AUGUAUGAGGUUAUGAAGGCGUUUACAGAUGAUGAGGUCACUGCCAUUGGUGUCUACAGCAUGGGAGGCGUUGGAAAGACAACCCUGGUAAAACUUAUCGCUGCACAUGGAAAAAAUAGUGGGAUUUUUGAUCAUGUGAUUAUCAGUGUCGCAUCCCAAAACCCUGAGUUGGAAAAUAUUCAAGGCACAUUGGCAGAGCAGCUGGGCUUCAAAUUACAUGAGAAGAGAGAAAUUGGACGAGCAGCGAGAUUGAGUAAGGAGAUAAAAGAGAAGAAUAAGAUCAUUAUAAUCCUGGACGACAUUUGGGAGAGAAUUGAUUUAUCAAGAAUAGGAAUACCGAGCUACAAGGAACUUCAAAAGUGCAAUUCAAAAGUCCUACUGACCACAAGGAUAAUGAAUGUUUGUCAUGCCAUGGAGUGCCAAAGAAAGAUCACCCUCAAUGGUUCUGUCAGCACAAGAUUCUUGGGCCUUGUUUAUGAGAAAAGCAAGAACGUCUUUCGAAUUGCCCUCUUUCGAGGGUGUGGCAAGGAAGUUGCAAGGGCACUCGGUGAUAAAAACUUGGUGGAAUGGAAGAGAGCAGCUCAACGACUAGAGAAGUCCCAAACUGCCAACCCGGAGGAUGUCGGAGAAGCAUCCAAAUGUAUAAGAUUAAGCUAUGAUUACUUGAAAGAUGAGGACUGCAAGUCAUACUUCUUGCUAUGUUGCUUGUUCCCAGAAGACUGUGACAUCCCAAUAAAAGACUUAAUCAGGUAUGCCAUUGGAAAAGGAUUGUUUCAAGAUGCUGAAACACUCGAUGAAGCCAGAGACAGAGCUGAUACUGUGGUCAGGCACCUUAAAGAUUCUAGCUUGCUUAUGGAUGGUAGAAACAGUAAAUAUGUAAGUAUGCAUGAUGUUGUCCGGGAUACAGCAAUAAAUAUUGCAAAAUCUGAAGAUGGGCAUGGAUUUUUGGUGAAAGCUGGCUGUGAUUUAGAGGCUUGGCCACGUAAAUUACUUGAAGGCUACUCUGCAAUCUCACUAAUGGGGAAUCCUAUCAGCAAGCUACCCGAAAAGCUGAAUCGUGCAGUCUCCUUACCAACCUUCAAGCUUUGUGUUUAG
Fragaria vesca subsp. vesca is the source of this 1095-nucleotide messenger RNA. RefSeq names its product disease resistance protein At4g27190-like. Gene Ontology annotation, molecular function: ADP binding. The record is from RefSeq and is a predicted model, not a curated record. Lineage: Eukaryota; Viridiplantae; Streptophyta; Magnoliopsida; Rosales; Rosaceae. The transcript is spliced from 3 exons. The coding region runs from base 1 to 1095 and encodes 364 amino acids.